CUUUGGAUGCAUGUCCUUGCAUCUGGACCUACAGCCGAUCAUGGCUAUGUCGAUGGCGUUGGGCUCAUGCAACAAGUGGACUAUCUCAAAGCCCAGUACAACAAAUGGGGUUUCGAUUUUCAAGUGAAGCCGAUUUCGUAUGCACUCAAUGCCGACUGGGCUAGGGAUAUUGAUGUCGAUAAGGAAGAAAAGAUGAGGCAACUUCACCGAGGCGAUUACCAGUCCUUGAAUGUCUAUUGCGUCGAAGGUGCCGGUGGAGGUGUCUGCUCCUUCCCUGACAGCACAGGUAACCCAAUCGACCAGAAGACUCUAGAUGGGGAUGGGUGUUUCGUCCCUCUGUCCGUGUGUACUUCGCCUAACAGUGGAACUUUGGCGCAUGAAGUCGGCCACUGGUUCGGACUUCUCCAUGUUUUCCAGGGAGGUUGUGAUCCCGCGGGUGACGGUUGCGAUGACACUGCGCCACAAGCAGGGCCAUCUUCUGGUCAUAUGGCAACCCCAGGAGACCUCAACAGCUGCCCUGCCGGCCACUCAUGCAGUGCUGAUUUUUCUGACAACGUUAACAACUUCAUGGACUACACCGAUUGUGCUCACGAAUUCACACCUUGCCAGGGUGGGCGUAUGUCGGCUACAUGGAACAACAACCGUAAAGGCCGAGCAAUUGCAGAUGGAGUUCGUUGGAAGUAGCCGUUUAUUUUCACUCUCUGGAGUUGCUUCUCCUCCCAAUUGCCCUGAUUGGAUCUAAAUCUUCGGAGUAUCGGAGACUCAUUUCUUCAUCAUGAAGGGUUUCUCAUUUAUAAUCAAGUUUCGCCUCUUAGUCAUUUUGAAACCCUUGCCCUCUUGGAAUAUUUGGUUCUUUUUUGCAUAUUAUCA
Molecule: messenger RNA, 870 nt
Organism: Lindgomyces ingoldianus
Lineage: Eukaryota; Fungi; Ascomycota; Dothideomycetes; Pleosporales; Lindgomycetaceae
Exons: 3
Coding region: 7-684 (225 amino acids)
Molecular function (GO): metallopeptidase activity
Source: RefSeq, a predicted model, not a curated record